Messenger RNA from Hippocampus comes (tiger tail seahorse), 2055 nucleotides. RefSeq names its product leucine-rich repeats and calponin homology (CH) domain containing 1 (gene lrch1). Lineage: Eukaryota; Metazoa; Chordata; Actinopteri; Syngnathiformes; Syngnathidae. The record is from RefSeq and is a predicted model, not a curated record. The transcript is spliced from 19 exons. The annotation marks the transcript as partial. Gene Ontology annotation, molecular function: protein binding. Gene Ontology annotation, cellular component: cytoplasm.
CUGCCCAACAGCCGCGGCUUGGAGCGAGCGCUGGAGGAGGCGACUUUCAGCGGCGCGUUGAACCUCAGCGCCAGGAAACUCAAGGAGUUCCCGCGGACGGCCGCCGGACUCGACCUGAGCGACACGGUGGAGGCAGAUUUGUCCAAGAACCGUCUGUCGGACGUGCCCUCGGAAGUGUGCCACCUGGUGGCCUUGGAGAGCCUCAACUUGUACCACAACUGCAUCAGGAGCAUCCCGGACGCCGUCAUCAGCCUGCACUCGCUCACCUCGCUCAACCUCAGUCGCAACCAGCUGAGCUCGUUACCGGCCUGCUUGUGCACCCUGCCGCUGCGCGUCCUCAACGCCAGCAACAACAAACUGGUCAGCCUGCCCGAGAGCGUCGGACAACUCCGCCGCCUCAUGGAGCUGGACAUCAGCUGUAACGAGCUCACGACCCUACCGCGACACAUCGGACGACUGCGGGCGCUACGGGAGCUCAACGUACGUCGGAACCUGCUGUGCGUCCUUCCGGAAGACCUGGCCGACCUUCCUUUGGUCAAGUUGGACUUCUCGUGCAACAAGGUGUCCACCAUUCCGCUGGGCUACCGGAGGAUGGCGCAGCUGCAGGCCCUGCGCCUGGAGAACAACCCGCUGCAGAGCCCGCCUGCACAGAUCUGUCUGAAGGGCAAAGUUCACAUCUUCAAGUAUCUCAGCAUGGAGGCGUCUCGCGGCGACAAGUUGGCCGACGCCCUCUACCUGCCCGCCAUGGAGCGCCUCAGUUUGAUGCGCGUGGACGACAUGACGGAGCAGCAGAGGAAGCGGGACAGCGACUCGGGAGUCGGCAGCGACAUCGGAGAGAAGAGGCUCUCGGCAACGGAGCCGUCGGACGAAGACAGUUUGAGUCUCAACGCGCCCAUGAGUCACAUCACGGAGGAGGACGGCCUCGCCAAAGACGACUCCGGCGAACGCAUCGGCUCCCCGACGGAUCCCGGCUCGGAGGCGGCGCGGCGGAUGGAGGAGAGCCCCGGCGAGGCGCCGAGGGAGCGGCCGGGCCACAGAGACCCCGCCGCCGUCGGCUUCGUGGGCUACGGCAAGGGCCGGACGACGACGACGACGGCGGCGGACUUGGACGAGCCGUUGAGGAUCGACGAAGACGCGCGCUGGACAACAGAGUCAAGGGUGACGGGCGACGACGGCGGGCCGCGCUUGGACGCGAUCGACCAGCUGAAGGAGGCCGCGGAGCUCCUGCGGGAUCCCGGCAGAAUCCAUUUGGAGCAGGAGGACAUGUGCGGCGUGCGACUGUACCCCGUGGAAAUGGUCCCGGUGGAGCUGGCCGUCAACGGGCAAGACAGCGACGACGAUGACGACGUCACCGCACCUCAGCGACCGAACCGUUCCCCGGGCAGACUUCCCACUCUGUCCGGCGCCCCGUUUGGACUGAAACCUCGCUCAGCCCCGUCCUCGCUUCCCUGCUCGCCCCCUUCCUCCCCCGCCCGUCUCUCGCAGGCCCCGCCCCUCUUUGGAAGUUUGCAACGUAGCCGGGGCGACGGAGGCGCGCCUGAGCGCGUGUUCCUACGCAGCCACAAGAGUGCGGAGUGUGUGGACCCGCAGUUCACCAUGAGGAGGAAGAUGGAGCAGCUGAGGGAAGAGCUGGAGCUGAUGGAACAGCUCCGAGACAGCAUCGAGAGCCGGCUGAAGUUGGCGCUUCCCGACGACCUGGGCACCUCGCUGAUGGACGGCGUGGUGCUUUGCCACUUGGCCAAUCACAUUCGCCCGCGCUCGGUGAUCAGCAUCCACGUGCCCUCGCCCGCCGUGCCCAAACUCAGCAUGGCCAAGUGUCGGCGGAACGUGGAGAACUUCCUGGACGCCUGUCGGAAGAUCGGCGUGCCCGAGGACAAGUUGUGCCUGCCGCAGCACAUCCUGGAGGAGAAAGGCCUGCUCAAGGUCGGCGUCGUGGUGCGGGCCCUGCUGGAGCGCAAGACCGCCACCGCACAUGGACCUGGACCUGGACCGGGACCGGGCCUGGGACUGCGCACGUGACGCCGCCACCCGACCCGCGACCGCAGCAAAAGAAAA